Molecule: messenger RNA, 3959 nt
Organism: Drosophila kikkawai
Lineage: Eukaryota; Metazoa; Arthropoda; Insecta; Diptera; Drosophilidae
Gene: cdc14
Product: cell division cycle protein 14
Biological process (GO): regulation of exit from mitosis; protein dephosphorylation; microtubule cytoskeleton organization
Cellular component (GO): centrosome; spindle pole; cytoplasm
Molecular function (GO): protein serine/threonine phosphatase activity; protein tyrosine phosphatase activity; protein tyrosine/serine/threonine phosphatase activity
Source: RefSeq, a predicted model, not a curated record
ACUGGCUGGUACAAGCCCCAAUUUUCGAACAGUAUCCGUCGCUCCACUUGAAACGGGAGAAAUACACAAAUCGCCGGGAAAAUCUUACAAGAAUAUGGUGUUUUUAUCCAGUGCAAUAUCUAGUGACAAAGUCUUGACAAACUGACAAGACCUUGAUUGUUUUUCCGUUAAUUACCAUUUCAAAAAGAAAACAAGAAGAGGGGGCAGAGAAUCAAAGUGCAAAAGCUCUCGUUGAGAAUGUUGUUAACUUAAAAACAGAAACAAAAAAAUACAACAAAUCCGAUGUGAAAUAUUCGUUGACUAAAUUCCUACACAACAACAAAAUCCUUCAAAAACGAGUUAAAUUUUAGUAAAAAUUUCAAGUGUUAUGCAGAGAGCGGUGUGGGUGUUAUUAGCUGGUGCUGCUGUUGCUCCCUUCCCCGUUUCUCCGUUCUCCUCCCCCAUCUACUCCUCUUCCUCCUGCCGUUUCGAGAAUAUCCAUACACAGCGGAUCGCAGCAACAACAAUAACAACGGUGUGAAACCACAAUUUAGUCGCCAAACAGUCGUUCGUGUGCUUCCGUUACCCGCCCCGUUCCCGCCAUGAUGUUGGACGAUGACAACUCAGAUCUGUUGGUCUGUGCAUCAGAGAUGCAGGAAGACCGCUUAUACUUUGUGGCCUUCAAGAAGAACAUCAAGCCAAAGAACACCGUAAAUACUCACUACUUUAACGUAGACGAGGAAUACAUUUACGAGAACUUUUACAAUGACUUUGGACCUUUGAAUAUCUGCAUGCUGUACAGGUAUUGCAUGAAACUCAACACCAAGUUGAACGCCAAGUGCCAUGCGAACAAGAAGAUUGUCCACUACACCUCCAUGAAUCCAGCCAAGCGACUCAAUGCGGCCUACCUGAUUGGUUCGUAUGCAAUCAUUUACCUUAACAAAACCCCCCAAGAGGCGUAUCGGCCGCUUGUUGCCGGCGAAAUACCCGCCUACACGCGCUUUUGUGAUGCCAGCUACGGACCCAGCAGCUUUAAGAUCUCCCUGCUGGACUGUCUGAAUGCUGUCCACAAGGGACUGCAGGCGGGUUUCUUCAACUUCAACGACUUUGAUGCCGAGGAGUAUGAGUAUUUUGAACGCGUGGAGAAUGGCGAUUUCAAUUGGAUUGUUCCACAAAAGUUUAUUGCUUUUUGUGGACCGCAUCAGAAGAGCAAAACCCUACCAAACGGUUAUCCUUGCCAUGCACCCGAACGCUACUUUAGCUAUUUCCGGGAGAACAAUGUCACAACCGUCAUCCGGUUGAAUGCCAAGGUCUACCAUGCCUCAUCGUUUGAGAAUGCCGGAUUCGAUCACAAGGAUCUGUUCUUUAUCGAUGGCAGUACGCCUAGCGAUGCCAUUAUGAAAAAGUUCCUCUCGAUUUGUGAGACAACCAAGGGUGCCAUUGCCGUGCACUGUAAGGCGGGCUUGGGCAGGACGGGCAGCCUCAUUGGAGCAUAUAUAAUGAAGCAUUAUGGGUUUACGGCAUUGGAGUCCAUAGCCUGGCUGAGGCUUUGCAGGCCGGGAUCAGUUAUUGGCCAUCAGCAGCAGUGGAUGGAGGACAAACAAAGCUGGCUUUGGUCCGAAGGCGAACGCAUGCGACGCCGCACCAAUCUACCCAUUCUACGGCACACCUACGGUAUCAAUAGCCUGGAGCUAAAGACCAAACUGGCUGAGGUAUCCACAAUUGCCAAUUCCGCGGAGCAUGUGGACUUGCUGCUGACCCGCGUCAAAGGCAUCUCGCAACGUGUGGAUACCAUGCACCUACACGACCUGGACACACUGGAUGCUGCUAGCGCCGAUCAUCCCACGGCUGAGGAGCUCUCCGAGCAGCGGCAACUGGAGCGAGAUGAACAUGCCUUGUACCAGCAAGCAGCCGCUGAAGAUCCCAAUUGUAAUGGCAGCGAUGACAACGAUACGGAUACACUCAGUGCUCCAGCAGAACCAUCCUUGACUUCGGGAUAUACCAUAUCGACACGACGCCGGAAAUCUCCAUCGGCUGCCAAUAAAUCCACUGUUAUUGCCACCUCUCUGCGACGUUUGGUUAAUCCAAAUGCGAAUAGGAGUAGUGCUACACCUGCCGUCGAGGUGCCCAGCUGCACGGAGAAGAAGCUGCGAAAGCCCAGUGCUAAUGUCUUUGAGGCAGCGCGUCAUACGAUCGCUUCCACUGUGCGAAUGACGCAGACGGCGCUGGAGAAGAAGCAGCAACAGCAACAGCAGGCCCAGACGCAGGGCGACAAGCUGAAUCAGAUCAAGGCGCUGCGAAGGCAUCAUCACUCGCGAUCCGUUAAUGUCAACAGCAAUAGCGAGCAGGACUCGAAUCAACGGCACACGAGAGCUCGAUCGCAGCCCUUCCGAAACAACAACAGUGGCAGUGUGGCGGCUAUAGCCGCUCUAAAGGCUAGUGCAGCUUCAACUGGUUUGGCAACAAGUUCAGGAACGGGGCCAGGCGUCUUAUUGGCCAACAAUUUAAAUAACAAUGGAAGCAGUAACCUCAGUGGCGGCAACAGCACCAACAACAACAACAACAGUAAUCUAAGCAACUCCCUGAAUAACUAUAAUAACAACAAUACCACUAACAAUAUAUUGGCCAGUUCGGGGAGCAGUCGCACCCGCAGCCUGGCGAUCUAUAGCAAAAGAAUGGAGCUAAAACAUCUGCGAAAGGCGGAACAGCAUCAGCAGGCCCAGCAGGAGCAGCCGGUGGUGGUGCUCAGGCCAUAUGCCACCAUCAACGAGAGCAAGAUACCCGUGGUAUCUGCCAGUGGUGGUGCCGGCAGCUCGGCCACCAUUCCGCCCACGCGUGGCAGUGCUGCUCGUGCCUCCCAUCACCACAUGACGCUCCGCGGAAGGUCACGAAUUCGCUAUCAGCGUCCAAAUGCAGGGGAAACGGCUCCGGCAGCGGCACAAACUCAGCCCUGUACGGUGGCCACGGCUCGUUAUUAUCGGGACGUAUCCGCCAUACCCACUAUGGGGCUCCUUGGUGCUGGUGGUGGUGGUGGUGGGUCCUCCUCCUCCUCCUCUGCGUUUAAUAUAGCCACACGGUCCGCAUCCGCCACGCUCGAUCUCAACUCGAAUCCGCUGCCGAAAACCAAGUUAACCAGCCUGAAUAAUAAUAAUUCAACAUCCACACCACCGCCUCCUACUCCACCUUCUUCUUCCUCCCAUCCUGCAGACACAAGCCGGCUUAGUGGGCGUGGCAGUGCCGCCGAAUUGCAGGCAAUCAUCGAGCACGACAGCCUGGUUGGAGCGGCCAAGCGGAACAAGCGAUCGCUGAGCUCCACAAGGUUGGACAAGGACAAGUGCGACGAGUACAACACGAAGCUGCUAAGGAAGACAGCGGCGGCGGCGGCAGCAGCAGCCACAGCAUCCUCGGGAGCAACUCAAGCGGGCGUGGUACCGCCCAUCUCCAACAACAACAACAACUGCAGCAGUAAUAACAGCAGGUACAACAGCUGCAACAGCAGCACCAGCGGCAGCUUUAAGCUCUCCCGUCGGCUCUUUGGUGAAUCGGCGGGAUCCUCGGCCUCGCCUUCAACAUCGGGUGACUCGGGAAUUCCAACGCCCACAGCGCCGUCAGCCACUGCCUCCCAGUGGCACCAUCACUUGGCUCGAGGUGUCAGCAGCCGUGUGUCUAGCGACAGGGAAAGGGAUCGGGAGCAGCAGCAGCAGCAACACCAUCAGCAGUCGCAUCAAUCUAGUCUGAAGCUGCGCAAGAAGAUCAGCUACUGAGGAGCAGCAAUUGUUUUGGCUUUGCCUUUAUUUACAUAGCUAUAUCUAUUUUUUUGAAUAGUAAAAUUAUUCGUUACCUUUUGUGGCAGGUGAAAGAGAGUCAGCAUCUCCAGAAUCCCAAAUGCAAUCAAAUUUCACAAAUAACCUUUAUGUUCAAUACAAAAAUCACUUUAAUACCAUUAUUUUUACAUUAAAUAUAAGUAUACCUAUAUACAA